GGACGCAUUACUAGGGCGACGGGCCGGACGCCUCCCCGCCUGGGGAUGAAUUAGCGGCGGGUUCUUCCAAGAGGUUGCGACCCCCACGGAUUCCCCAGCUCGCCCACGCGCCCCCCCUCGGCGUCGCGCUUCGGCCCCGGCGGGUCACAGCAAAAUAGAUGUUUCUCUUACGUUAUUGAGGCAAAUAGAGCCUCCUUGUGAUAUUCUCCUGCACACCUGGUGAGAGAUUCCUGCGUGUAUGUUAGAGAAUCAUGGCGUCAUGGAAAGGAAUUUACUUUAUACUCACCCUGUUUUGGGCAAGCUUUUUCGGAAGCAUUUUCAUGCUGGGUCCCUUUCUACCUUUGAUAUUUGUAAACCCAUCUUGGUAUCGCUGGAUCACCAACCACCUGGUGGCAACCUGGCUCACGUUUCCUGUGGCAUUGCUGGAAACCAUGUUCGGUGUAAAAGUGAUUAUAACAGGUGAUGCUUUUGUUCCUGGAGAAAGAAGUGUCAUUAUUAUGAAUCAUCGGACAAGAAUGGACUGGAUGUUCCUGUGGAAUUGUCUGAUGAGAUAUAGCUACCUCAGAUUGGAAAAAAUUUGCCUGAAAGCCAGUCUUAAAAGUGUUCCUGGAUUUGGUUGGGCCAUGCAGGCUGCUGCCUAUAUCUUCAUUCAUCGAAAAUGGAAGGAUGACAAGAGCCACUUUGAAGACAUGAUUGAUUAUUUUUGUGAUACUCGUGAACCACUUCAACUCCUGAUAUUCCCAGAAGGGACUGAUCUCACAGAAAACAGCAAGGCUCGAAGUAAUGAUUUUGCUGAAAAGAAUGGACUUCAGAAAUAUGAGUAUGUCUUACACCCAAGAACAACAGGCUUUACUUUUGUCGUAGACCGUCUAAGAGAAGGUAAGAACCUUGAUGCCAUCCAUGACAUCACCGUGGCCUACCCGUACAACAUUCCUCAGACGGAGAAGCACCUUCUCCAAGGGGACUUCCCAAAGGAGAUCCACUUCCAUAUCCACCGCUACCCCAUAGACACCCUCCCCACAGCCAAGGAGGAGCUCCAGCUCUGGUGCCACAAGCGGUGGGAAGAGAAAGAAGAGAGGCUGCGCACCUUCUACCAAGGGGAGAAGAAUUUCCACUUUGCUGGACACAGUGCAAUUCCACCUUGCAAGUCUGAGUUCAGGGUCCUUGUGGUCAAAUUGCUGUCUAUACUUUACUGGACCCUGUUCAGCCCUGCAAUGUGUCUACUCAUGUAUUUCUACAGUUUUGUCCAGUGGUAUGUGAUGAUCAUGAUCGUCAUCUUCACACUACAAGAGAGAAUAUUCGGUGGACUGGAGCUCAUUGAACUUGCAUGUUACCGUUUUUUCCACAAACAGCCACAUUUAAAUGCAAAGAAAAAUGAGUAGAUUUUAAGGUUCACUGUGUAAAGACCUAGGGGAUAUUUUGGAAAUGUUCUAAGCUUUUGUAAAUGGAGAUGCAUUUGUGCAUGACUAUGUCAAAUAUUUCUACCAUCAUUAUUUGUUAAAGAUUUUUUGCACUUAGUUUUGUGGAAAAAUAUUGCUACACAGGCGAAUUUUUUUUUUUUUUUUUUUUUAGAUCUCUGAAUGUAAUUUCAAUACUGUGCAGCAGGGCGCAAUCUCUGCAAAAUAACUCGGGCCAGAGUAUUAUUAAACAAUCAUCAGGCUGUUAACAGGCAAGGUACACACAGAUUUCUUAAGGCCUGAUCCUGUUUCCUAACAAACUCCCCAGGCAGACCUGGGGCUUAUGUGCACUAGCCUGGGCCAAGUGCUGGUACUGACCAGAGGUGGGAGCCCUUCCUCCUGCCCCUCGCCUGGCUGGUCCCCACACUCCUUUCUGCACCACUCGAACCAUCGCAUCUUCCCCCAGACCAGAAAACGCAAGUUCCUUGCCCUUAAAAUGAUCAACCAUGUUGAUAGGAAGCCCUUCCCUAUUCACCAAGUCUCUGCACUCAGCCCCGCGAGCGACCCAGAUGUCGGAAACCACCCAUGCCCUUUUUUCACAUGGAAAAAUCAGACCUGGACGCGCCUCAGGGAGCAACCGCAGGCUCUCCACUUCAAACCUUAACUCGAAUUUUUUAAGAUAGCAAUUAAGACAAUUUAGCUCUUAGACUCACUCUUGCAUGCUGAGUACUGGUUCAGCGCAGUGCGUUGGCAGGUGUAGCUUUUUCUGCCCUAAAAAUGGCAUAAACCAAGUCACUUACCUUCUUAAAGGGGCGCGCAGAAGAACAUUCUGUUCCUGGGGUCAGAAACUCUCUUUCGAAGGUGUGUCUUUAAAACCUGCCCGGAAAGGGAAGUUACUGUCUCUUGUCCGUGUGCGUGGGCAUCUAACUUCCGCCAUUACAACAACAGUUUGCAGACAAGGCAGAAAUGGUUCACCCUAAAUUAUUCAACCCCCAAAGCCGUGGCAGAUUUUACUCUGACCCCAAAACAAUCACACAAACGUAAAUCCAUCAAUGAUAGCGGAAUAUCUCUCUUUUAUACUAAGGCUUCCUCUUUUCAACAGUAAAAUUUAAAUCUACUUAUGACCAAUUGUUCUCCAAAAUAUUUGUCAAUCGGAGUCUAUGGAAAAUCCAGCAAACCGACAGCACCAGUCUCCUCAGGCAAAAGAACCAUGUGGUCACUGUUUCCACCCCCACGGCUGGGCACUGCUAUGGAUGCCGGGCAGAUCAGCAGAAAGUGGGAGGUAAUUCAAGUCUCUAGCUGUUCACAAACCUUUCAGCUUCCCAAUGGCCUCAAACCACCCUCAAACGCUGUUUACCGAGUCCUGUCUGCUCUCAGCAAGAACUCCUGCUCCCAAAUCCCAUCCCGACUCAUUUCGUUUUGCCCGUCCAGUGACUUACCUGACAAGCCUCAGCUCUGGAAGGUAAGCACAGGAAGCUGGACAAGCGAAGCUUCUUCCAGAAUGGUUGCUGCAGGACACUGUCCACGAAGCAUCCUUUUUAUUGCAGGAGUACGGAGUGAGCGUCUCUGCCGAAUGGCACCACCCUGUAUUUAACUGCUCCCCCAAGGCUGACUUUAAUCCUGCCCGGAGCUACUAAUUAGUUAAUAAGCAUCUACUCCAAACCCAGCUGUGUAACUUCACAGUUUUUAAGGUUGUUUGGGGUUUUUUUUUAACUUUUUUUUUUUCUUAAUAAAAAGUUUGUAGUUUAGGUUUCGCCCAGAUUUCCUUUGAUUCUAUUUGGAAACAAAAUAGUGUAACAAUCAGGAUGGCAUUUGCCCUGGGAAGAAGCAAAGGUUCUACCACAGGUGUCCGUCGUGGAGCUCAUGGUUCCAGGGAUAGCUUCCGUGGGAGGACAUCUCUUACCUCUCUGAACCCUUUUAACAAGAGAUCUUGAAAAAAAAAAAAAAAAGUUUUGAUCAUAAAAAAUAAAAUAAGGUACAAAUUUUGACUACCCAGAAUUCAUAAGCAUUGAAACUGGGGGGAUAUAAACUUUGCAUUUGCUUUUACGAACUAGAAAUAACUUCCAAAAUAAAAAAAUUACAUAUGGGGGAUUUUGUUUCUCUUUUUGCAAGAAGGCUUCUUUUAAGAUUGUAAUAACUGGUGUUUUCCUAAACGUUUGUCUCUGUUAAAGCCUUUUUCUUGUAAUUUUUUUUUAAGAAAUACACAAUUUGGAUCUUAGAGCUAUUUAGCAUUGGUACCAAAAUACCAGGUAGAAAUUAACAUAGUGUCCACCUCAGGGACGAUCCUGUCUCAUCUGGAUCCUCUUCCUGCCCAGCGACCCUGCAGUCCCAGGGCAGCGGAGGGAACUGACACAUUGAUCGUGCUGUAUCUCCAAGUGUUGAGUCUCUUCCAUUCAGAAAUGUUUUAAAUAAAGCAAGUGUGGUUUCUACGGGACUUGAAACUACUUACAAUACACACCUGCAAGCAAGGAUGCUGACGAGGUGCCAAGUUCUGCCGCCAGAUAGCAGAGAUGAAACUAGCCACGUAAUUAUAAACCGCAGUUAAGGAAUAUGGCAAAAGACUAAAGAAAAUAACGUUAGAGCCCAGAGAACGAAUGGAAGCAUGCCUUGUCACGCCGCCACAACACAGAGGAGAAAUACCAGCUGUCCACGGACAUGGAAUCUUUCCGCAGAUCCCCGGCAGGGCUGGAUUCUGCAGUGGAUUUCGCCCGGACUUUCUGCUCUGGCCCCAGCCACCACACUUCUGCACAUGUCAGUGAAGAUGCUAAUGGAGGGAGCCUGCUGGCGUUAAAUUGUUUACAUUUCUUUAUAUAAAUAACGUGCUUUCAGUGCCUUAGUUUUGGUCCCUUUCUUUUUCUUGUUCCAAGAUUUCUCCAAUAUGUAUUUCCUAGGUCAAAGUCUUUCUCCUCUUCACUAGGAAGAAAAUGGUUUAUAAACACUGGUCACGUGGGACACACUGCUUUGUGAAGCCACCUGGAGAGGUGCGUGAAGCUGGGGUAGCGGUUGCCUUAGCUGUUUUUUUGUGCUCUAGAAAACAAAAAUGGUCUUGUCCCAUGAUGAGCUUCAGAUUAGAUAUGGCCCUAAAAUUGUCUUGUACCUACCUUACAUUUUUAUUUUGAAACAGAAUCUUACUUUUGGUAAUUUAUUUUUUAAAAGAUCAUUAUGUGCAGAACACCAAGUUUUAAAAAUAACUCACAGAAUGGCCUUAGUUUUCAAUGUCCACUGGUAAGAUUGUGAGUGUGUUAUCUGUCAUAGACGUCCCAGAAUAAAGUGGAGUGAAUUAAAUAGAAUUUACACCUGUGUUGCGUGUUUGUUUUUUGUA
Talpa occidentalis (Iberian mole) is the source of this 4719-nucleotide messenger RNA. It is a transcript of the gene LCLAT1, whose product is annotated as lysocardiolipin acyltransferase 1. NCBI's taxonomy places the organism in Eukaryota, Metazoa, Chordata, Mammalia, Eulipotyphla, Talpidae. Gene Ontology annotation, molecular function: acyltransferase activity. The coding region runs from base 252 to 1382 and encodes 376 amino acids. The record is from RefSeq and is a predicted model, not a curated record. Gene Ontology annotation, cellular component: endomembrane system. The transcript has 7 exons.